AUGGCUUCACCCGCCGUCGCGCUCGGCACGACUCAUUCCGUCGCGCUCGGCGCGCUUCACUCCGCCGCCGCGGAUGCCGCGCGAAUCCCCCACCUCUCCGCGCUUGUCCCCGCCUCCGCAUUUCCGUCCCCCGCGCCAUUGAGAAUCCGCCAUCGCGCCAGUCACUCCCGCCGCACCCGCGUGUCCGCAUCGCUCUUCGGCUCCUCUUCCCCCUCCGCCUCCUCCGCCUCCCAGGCAACCGCGGCGGCGGAAACGGCGGGGAAGACGGUGUGGGUCCAGAAGACAAUCGAGCUGCCGCCCUACAAACGAGGCUGCCACAUCAUCACGUCGCAGAUCAUGCGGGCCGUGCCAGAGAUCGCCGAGUUCCGGGUCGGCAUCGCAAAUAUCUUCGUGCUGCACACGUCAGCCAGCCUCACCAUCAACGAGAACGCCAGCCCAGACGUGCCUCUGGACAUGGAAGACGCUCUCAACCGCAUUGCACCGGAGGGCAACCAUUACCGCCACUUGGACGAGGGCUACGACGACAUGCCGGCCCACGUCAAGUCCUCGCUAAUGGGCUGUUCCCUCACCGUCCCCAUCAUGGCUGGUCGCUUCAAGCUCGGCACAUGGCAGGGCAUAUAUCUGAAUGAGCACCGUAACUACGGGGGCGCAAGGCAGCUGUGCAUUACCAUUCAGGGGGAAAAGCGCGCCGAUGGGCGGGUCUAUAGAUGA
This is a messenger RNA of Closterium sp. Yama58-4, 711 nucleotides long. Lineage: Eukaryota; Viridiplantae; Streptophyta; Zygnematophyceae; Desmidiales; Closteriaceae. The record is from the annotation of a GenBank genome assembly.